Salarias fasciatus (jewelled blenny) is the source of this 2990-nucleotide messenger RNA. RefSeq names its product MAP7 domain containing 2a (gene map7d2a). The coding region runs from base 28 to 2766 and encodes 912 amino acids. Gene Ontology annotation, biological process: microtubule cytoskeleton organization. NCBI's taxonomy places the organism in Eukaryota, Metazoa, Chordata, Actinopteri, Blenniiformes, Blenniidae. The record is from RefSeq and is a predicted model, not a curated record. The transcript has 17 exons. Gene Ontology annotation, cellular component: microtubule cytoskeleton.
CGUUUUGGGUGGACUGUGAGGAAUACCAUGGCGAAAACAGUGGCAUCAUCCGGCGCAGUGGCGGGUGAAAAGAUGACACCACCAUCCAUCACCCUCCUUCCCGAGAAGAGAUCUCCAACCAACGGCCACAGCUCCCCGGUCCGCACCGGAAGAUCCACUCCGUCGAACUCAGAGAAGAAGCCACACAUAAACGGACACGCGUCUCCUUCGCACUUAGCAGCCAACAGCAGUAACAGUCACGGAGGUAAACAAAUGGUGGAGGGUUACAUGAAGACAGAUGACAGGAUGCGUUUGGCCAAAGAGAGACGCGAGGAGCGGGAGAGAAGCCUGGCGGCCAGGGAGCAGCUGAUCCGGGAGAAGGAGCGCCGAGCUCGGCUGCAGUACGAACGCACAGUGGAGGAACGCUGGAGGCGCCUGGAGGAGCAGAGGCAGAAAGAGGAGCUUCGCCGAGCCGCUGUGGAGGAGAAGAGGAGGCAGCAGCUCGAGGAGGAGAGGGAGCGGCUGGAGGCUCUGAUGAAACGCUCCCUGGAACGAAGCCUCCAGCUGGAGCAGAGGACCAAACGCUGGAGCCGGGGCUGCGCUGGAGCAGGUGACUGUGAGAAUGUCCCACUCCCUUUCUCUGCUGCCUCCGCCUUUUCCCAUGGCAUUGCCUCCCCCCUUCCUGCUGUCAGCGAAUCUGCUCCCUGCAGCCCUCACAGGUCACCUUUCCGCAGCUCGCUGAACCCAGCAGAUCACAGCAGGGCAGGACUUCAGGGAGGCUCUCACUCCACUCCCAAUACCCCCAAGAAAGAGCGCCUGCGCAGAGAGAGAAGAACUGCUUCACCCGGCUGUGGAUCCCCUCUGAGGAGAUCUGAAUCCCCUGCAAGUGUUACCAAGCACCUGGUCUCACCUACUACCUCCAAGCUGACAACAAAGAUGCGCUCCCAGUCUCCAAGCAAAGCACACCAGUACCAUUAUUCCCCGACGAGACAUCAGCAAAACCCGUUGAGUGACAACAGCAAAGCAGAUGACAAGGCGGUGGGACAAAACUGUGAACAGUCCAAGGCUGCUGAGAGCGGAGUGAAAAGCAGCGGCUCAAACGCACCUCCGCAAGUAGCAAAGAAUCCAAUCACUGCUGAAGUAACAAAAAACAAAUCCUCCAAAGGUGAACACACUGACAGAAACCUGAAGGGGGACACAUCUGAGAAAUGUCUGUCCCCAGACCGAAAUACCCAGAAAUCCCCCAAAGUGGAUUCCUCAGAGAAGAGAAUGCAGAACAGCGCUCAGGAGGGAGACAAGAAGAAAGAGCCAGCAUCAAACCCGUCUGCAGGGAGGGCGGCGGCCGGCACAACAAACGCAGAGGAGGCAACCAGACUGCUGGCGGAGCGCAGGCGUCAGGCUCGAGCCCAGAAGGAACUGGAGGACAAAAAACAGGAGGAAGAGGAGGUACAGAGAGCGAAGGAGGAGCAGCUGAGGAAGCAGCAGGAGCAGCUGAGGAAGCAGCAGGAGCAGCUGAGGAAGCAGCAGGAGCAGCGACAGCAAGAGGAGAAAGUUCAACAAGCAAAGGAAAGAGAGAAACAUGAACAAGAGCUGAACAGGCUGAAGCAAGAGGAAGACAAACGAACAAGGGAGCAGCAAGAAAAGGAUCUACUGGCCCAGACAGACAGAGAGAAAGAAAAAGCCAAAGUCCAAGCUCAAGAGGACGCAGUUCGUCAGCGACAAGACAGAGACCUGCUGACUCAGCAAGAAGAGGAGGAGCGACAACUCAGAAAAAAGAGAAUUGAGGAGAUCAUGAAGAGAACGAGGAAGGGUGAAGCUGACCUGAAGAAGGAGGAGCAGGUGGAAUCAAAGUGCGUCUUACCAGCAGGGGAUGGAAAGACUAAAGCUCAGGCGAACGAUCAGGGAAUGAAAAAGGCGGAAUGUCAGGUUCAGGAGCAGAUCACAGUCCAGGUCAAAACAAAUGAGAGUACAGCUGUGAAGAACAAAGCAGCAACACAGAUGGAGAGUCAGAAGAAGAGCGUGCAAGUCAAAAACAACAGUCACCCUGUGACACCUGCACACGGUGUUCCUGACAGGAGACACGACUCAAGACCAGCCAGUGAGGAGGGAAGCGGCCAAGCUAACAAAGACGCCAGAGCCUGUGAGGCCAAGCAGCAGGGAAGAGAGGCGGAGCUGAAUGUAAACAAGCACCACAGAGCGAACGCCAAAGUCGCAGACCAAAUAAAUAAAGAAGCCACAAAGCUGACGGCAGAUGCCAAAGUUAACCAAAGAGAGAGCGGUGUGAUGAAUGGAGCCGUGAAGGUUGCAGUUACUCAUACAACUCAUAAAAAUGCUGGAGCAAGCGAUCAGCAAAGCCUGAAGGUGUCAGGACCUGAUGGAAAGGCUAAAGGAGGAGCCAAGCCGGAGGUGGUCAGGCCCCCGAUGACGCCCCUGCCAGUGGGAAAGUUAGUGCCGCCGGUCAUCAAACUGGAACCCCUCGAUGUGAAACGGACGGGCUCGAGUGACGAGGUGCAGUCCAUGGAGGUCAGCCCAGCCUCAAAGGAAGAACUCAUUUCCAUCCCAGAGUUUUCACCUGUCAAUGAAAUGCAGCACUCUGGCAUUAGUAACACCCGGGCUCUUGAAGACCUGAUGGACCUGACAGGAAGCGUCUCCUACCCCAAACUGUCCUCGGAGAGCAACGCAGGCGACUGCAACAAGAACCUCAUUGAGGGCGUGGUGAGCCCCAUGUCAGACUCAAAGCUGAUCGGCAUGUCGACUCCUUCAGCAAAUAAACUCAGCAUCAAGUAGUUCGUUAGGCUCUCUGACCCCCUCUCUCUUGCUUGCUUUCGUUCUCUCUUUUUCCUCUCUCCGUCACACACACAUGCACAUGAUGCCACAUUGUGAGUAUGUGGCCUUGAGUCCUGCAGGUAUGGGAACAGAGCCAUAGAGAUUGACUUAACAAAUGACUUGCAAUUUCAAUAAAUUAUCUCUUAUAUACUAAAUGCGUAGGAACUGACCACUGGAGUAAUGUA